Messenger RNA from Platichthys flesus (European flounder), 2758 nucleotides. Its product is annotated as protein shisa-5-like. The transcript has 5 exons. NCBI's taxonomy places the organism in Eukaryota, Metazoa, Chordata, Actinopteri, Pleuronectiformes, Pleuronectidae. The coding region runs from base 92 to 886 and encodes 264 amino acids. The record is from RefSeq and is a predicted model, not a curated record.
UCAGCAGCUCAUUGGAACAUAGCUCCUCCUCUCUGCUCUCCGCGGAGACUCCCACCUCGGCGCCUGGAUCCGGGGAUCUUGAGGAGAAGCCAUGGCGAUAGGCCUGCGCGGUGCUGUUGUGCUCGUCCUCUGGGCCGUUCUGGCCCCCAAUGUGUUCGCCAGGGACACGUACUGUUUGCCCUACAGAGAUAUGCACCAAGUUGAACACCUUAGCCAAACGUGCUACCUUGGGUUUUGCUGUGGUUCUUGCUACAACAGAUAUUGUUGUAGCGAUACUUUCCAGUACCUUUCUAAGGACAAACAAGAAGAUUGUUAUCAAUCGAUGUAUGGGGAUUAUACUUCACCGUUCCAGAUGAUCAUAGGUAUUGUCAGCCUCGUCAUCGUGGUGCUCAUCGUCAUCUGCUGCUGUGUCUGUCCCUGCUGCUGCCUGUACAAAAUGUGCCGCAAGCCACGACCUGUAGUAGCUACCACAACCCACACCACAGUGAUCAACAGCACGCCUCAGAAUUACCCUCAGCAGCCGACUGCAUCACCCGGCCAUCCUCAGUCCUACCAGGGGGCCCAGUACCAGCCCUACCAGCCCGUACCAGUGCAGCCUGGAUAUGGCGCCCAGCCCAUGCCCCAGGCAUAUGGCGCUCAGCCCAUGCCCCCAGUAACAUACCAGGGACAGCCGUUCACACCAGGGCCACCUCCAUCAUAUCAGGAAGCCACCGGUCCUCCCUACCCUCCCAGCCAGAUGCCUUACAGCCAGGCUGCGUUCUCCCCCAGCCAGCAAGCCUACCCUCUACAGCCUCCUGCCAACCUGGGGCCCAAUGCCCCGCCUCACACAGACUUCCUUACCCAGCCUGCAUACAACCCAGAAUAUAUGGCGCCCCGAACUGGAUAAUGGACCACAGUGCUCAACUCUCAGCCACUUUAAACAUGCUGCAGCAUUCAGGAACUUUGCAUAAUUUGAAAUGUGCGAUCUAAAUCAAGAUGACAGUUGUCCCGGAGGGUCUUCAUCCAUGUGUUAAUGUGGGAGCCUGUCAUUGCAGAAGUGCUGUAGAAGAGUAUCCAGGUGAAAAUGUUGACACGUCUUGCCUCAUAUUGCAACAACUUGAUAUAGAGGUGGUGAGAUUACUUUUGUUUUUAUAUUUCUCAAUGGCGCCAAUUUAGUCAUCUCAGUGAAUUUAACAUAAAACCACUGAGUCUGAUUGUAAACGAAAAAAGUAUGUGAAGUGCUUUGUCAUUCUUCCAGCCUUCUGAACAGGUCUCAACAUCUCCCUCCUAGUCCUUGUCUGUGACGUGCACCAGCCGAACCUGCUCGACCUCUUUAAUCCAACACCCUCAGUGCCGUCACGUUCAAAUUUGGGAGAAGAAGUUUUGCUGUCUGUUGCCGUGACCUCACUGCAGACCGACAAAUUGCUUUAAGCCUUUCUUUUCUCAUUUACUUUCUCUGGUGUUAUGCUUCAUACGUGUUGGUACACAAUACUGACCGGCAAAAUGUAGAAAGGAAUCAUGUCAUCGUCAAUUACCGCUAUUCAGAGGUUUCAGGGUUGUCGUUUAACUGCUUAGCAAAAGGGAAGAUUCAACAUACAAGGAUAAGCCAUGCUCACAAGGAAGGUCAACUUUACAUUGAACUUGUAUUAGUUUAUUUGUUUCAAGUUAGUUUAAAUCACUUUAAAUUGCUUAUUUUACUGCCGUGCAUGUCUAACUGACCUAAAAUGAACCGGCAGGUUUUUCUCAUCAACCAAACAUUCAUAAAAGCUUGUCUGCGAAUUCAACAACUGUGCCUUCUUAGCCUUAUUACCUUAUUAACAGUGCGCAUGUCGUAUAGAACACGUUACAGACACAUUUUCUAUUUAUUCUCGAGUGUUUGGUUCUGUUUUUCUAAUAUUGUUCUGUUACUCGUACUUAACUGUCCUCAUAAAGGCUCAAUUUAACAAAAAACAUCAAUAUUUUGCAGUGUGUCAUGUUCGGCGUGUACUUUACUGUCCGGAAACCAUUGAGCUCUUUUAGUUACAACCCAAACUGCUCUGGUUCUUUUCUUGUGCAGUAUUCAGUCAUUGACCUCGUCACGUCUGUUUUUAAGUUGUUUUCUCACCAUUGCUUUUAUUUUGGUUGCACCAAUGUUGCAUUGGGGAUUUUACAGCAAUUUUUUUUUUUUAUUGUUUAGAUUCAAACACUUUUUGUUUGUGUUUUUGCAGUCGAGCCCCCUGUCCUGCUUUCUGUCCACUGAAAUGACUUGAAUAUAGUUUUAACAAAAGUGACCUUUUUUUCUUGUAAGAAGUCGCAGCGCAUGUGACAGACCAGAUGCCUGACUGUUCAACUUUUGAUUGUGGUCAAAGGAAGUAGUAGAUUUACAUUAUAUAUGUUUGUAUUAUCUUCAGAAUGUCAUAUCUAUGCUGUGGUUUAUUUUACCAGACCAGACAUCAGCUAAUGACAUGGGUCUAAUAUCGUGACAUAUCCAAAGUAGUUUAUUUGUGAAGCGUGUGCAUGUUCCCUGUAUCGACCAAUUGAUUCGCCUGUAUCUCAUCGUGGAUUCGCCUUGUGUGUCAAAUCUGCCCGUGAACUUCGUCCUUUGGCCAGUGUUGAUUCUUCAUGGUGACUCUCUUGUUUUUGUGAAUUGUAGCCAUUCUUGUUCCCUCUGUUUCCCAUUGAAGAAUAAUUGCCAUUGAUGCUACUUUGAGAAUAUAUGUGCAACUUUUAUUUUGUAAAAAAAAAAAAAAAACAAACACUGCUUUUCCUGCAGAGUUCAAUAAAAUAUAUUUUCAGCUUC